Capsella rubella is the source of this 1250-nucleotide messenger RNA. RefSeq lists its product as uncharacterized. Bases 82 to 936 code for a protein of 284 amino acids. The transcript is spliced from 3 exons. The record is from RefSeq and is a predicted model, not a curated record. Lineage: Eukaryota; Viridiplantae; Streptophyta; Magnoliopsida; Brassicales; Brassicaceae.
UUCAAUUAAUUGGCUCUCUUCUCUCCUCUCCUUUGCCUAUUUUUCCUAUCAUCUUCUCCCGCCACCCCCUCCGGCCGCCGUAUGAUUUCUUGGUGGCGGCGAUUACACAUCAAUUUAAGUUUUGUUAAUAUGGGUUGCGGUGGCUCGAGGCUUGGAGGUGUGGCGGCUGCAAGGGCCGAAGAAGGCGGCGUUGUGCCACUUCCCGCGGGGAUACGUCCCCUUCUAAGGCGAAGGUUAGAGGAGAUGAAGAAACGGAGCCAUGCAAGCGUCUUGAAAGGGAGCCAGACGCAGUCUAAGAAGGAGCUUCUUAGGCACGGCUCUUCCGAUGAUGGAGAAGACACGGAGGAGAACGACGGCAGCCUGAAGUCGUCCGCUAAGGUGGCUCCAGCGCCUGAUCAUCAUGUGGAAGAGAAGAAAGAGGUUAUUUUUGAGAAGGUUCCGUCUAGAGAUGAUGUUAAAGAGGUGAAGGAGGAAGAAGUGGUUGUGAAGAAACAAGAAGAUGAAAAUCAUCAUCAAGAUGAUGUGAAGGAACAAGAGGAGGAUACCACCAUCAAUGUUAAGAAGGAAGGAGAUGAUAACAAGAAUCAUGAUGAUGAUGAAGGGAGUAUUAUGAGCAACUUUGAUGAGAGAAUGAUAGGUCCUGGAUCUCCAAGCUUUAGGGUUUAUUGCAUCGAUGUUCCUUCUUCUGAUGACGAUGAAGAAAAAGAUGGAGAAGACACAAGAAAAUCGAUGGAAACCGAAAGUGUCAUGACAGAGCUAAAAGAGGUCGACGGAAGCAUCGUCAAAAAGGAGAAAAGGGAAAGGAGAGGGAAGAGGUUCGGAAUCGGAUUGCCGAGGAAGUAUCUAGCCAAUGUGACUGCGCCUUGCUAUGCUGGUGGAGGUUGCAUGGGGAACACUCAUCAUUCGCGUUUGGUGCAAGAGAAAUCGAGCCAGUGAUGAGAUGAUAUAUAUCGAUCAUAAUGAUGUGUGUUGCCAUCUUUGAAUGCUCGUAUUUGUUGAGGUGUACGUGUACGUACGUACGGGGGACGAUGAAAUAAUCAAAACCACCUCACCACCGCGGAUACGGUUUUAGACCCUUUGGUUUGUUUUAACUUUUAAAGAGACCUUGUUUCAGAAUUUGUACAACCUCUUCUUCUUCAUAUUUGCUUUCUUUGAUCAGGAUAAGUUAGUGUUUGACGAAUUUAAUUUUUCCGUGUGGAAAGAUGUAAGUAAUUAAAUUUGUGCAAUAAAAAAGUGUUGUUUAAUAUGAA